AGAAACAUUCAAUUUGAAGCUUUCGAUACAAUCAGGCGGAGCAGUUUGUGAACAAAAAGUGACAUAAGGAUGUUUUUUUUCUUUUGUUUCAUUUAAUUUUUGCGUGAAUUCAAAGAUGCUGUCGUUUUAUGUACGCCGCCGCGUUCUAUUUUGCUUUGCUUUUUUGUCUUAUUUUUAUAUUGAUUCAGUGUUUGGUCAUGGUAUGAUGCUUGAUCCGCCGGGUCGUUCUUCUCGUUGGCGCUAUAAUUCUUCCGCGCCGGUAAAUUACGAUGAUAACGGAUUGAAUUGCGGUGGUAUGACUGUGCAAUGGCAGCAAAACAAUGGCAAGUGUGGUCUGUGUGGCGAUAAUUAUGCAGCGAAGAUGCCACGAGCCAACGAAAUCGGUGGAUAUUAUGGUGGUGUUGGAGUAAUAACGAAAUUUUUUCGCGGCACUUUUACGAUUAGGGUGGGUGUACGCAUCACCACCAAUCACUUGGGCUACUUUCGCUUCGAUCUAUGCGAUUUGAAACAAUUUGGCACUGAAUCUGAAGAUUGCUUCAAGAAGUACGAAUUACGAUUUGUCGACGGUUCCGAUCGUUUAUACAUUGGCACCACAGCGGGUUGGAUUGCGGCUGAUAUUGUUUUGCCUGAUCGUUUGAAUUGUGAACAUUGUGUGCUGCGUUGGACUUAUACUGGCGGCAAUAAUUGGGGCCCCUGUGGUAAUGGGACCAGCGCUUUGGGAUGUGGGCCACAGGAAACAUUUGUGAAUUGUGCUGAUGUGAGUAUUGCAUCAGCAGCUAACCAUCGCGUAUACCUGUCUCGUCCGUGGCCAGAAGUUCGUUCGUUAGAAGUGCUUGUGGACUCAGAGGUACCAGAAUUCUACAGGCAAAUAUGGCUUUAUAAAAAGCGUGUUGGAUAUAUAUAAAUUGUGCGU
Molecule: messenger RNA, 913 nt
Organism: Ceratitis capitata (Mediterranean fruit fly)
Lineage: Eukaryota; Metazoa; Arthropoda; Insecta; Diptera; Tephritidae
Exons: 3
Coding region: 116-904 (262 amino acids)
Source: RefSeq, a predicted model, not a curated record